CUUGACAGUGUCAAAAGUUUGAUGUCAUUGCUGUCAUACAUAUUCCGUAUACGUAUAAAAAUGUAAACAGUCACAACAUCACGAAAGUACUAACUAGUCCAUAAUCAAUGUUUGAUUGAUGAUAUAUUGAACAGCCGUAACAAAAAAGUUUGUAAACUCGUUAACUUAAAUAUCAGAUGUUAAAUAAAAUUUCUGGAUUUUAAAUACUUAUAUCAGCACAUUUUUUUGAUGUUGCUUGUUUGUGAGUUGCAGCUUGUAAGGAAUAUCAUAAAUGGCGAAUUUUCCUACUUUAGGUGCUCAGCAAGAAACUAAUCGUAAAAUUCUGGAGGAUCUACAGUUAAAAAAACAACUAUUACAGAAAGGUAACAUUCCAGGAUUAGGUACUGGAAUAUCCACUAAUACGCUUUACCAGAUUCCUGCGAGCCAAUUAUUACCAUCGUCGGAUUUUUCUCAAAGUAGCGGACUGGCAAACGCGCCUCGUUCGGUGUUUAAUGCAACUACAUCAACAACGUUAGGGUAUUUCGUCUCCCAAGACUCUUACUACGGAAAUACCUUCAUACCUGUGCUACCACGACUCGAUCCAGUGCCUUUGAACUAAAAUAAUGGCUUGUAUAAAGCUAAAAAAGUUGGAGGAGUACUUACAUGGAGUAGAUACAUUUGAAAAGCCGAAAAUCAAAUUAGAACAAUACAUAACACCGCCCCAUAUAGCUAGUUGCGUGCUUUAUAACAUUCAGGUCUAGAUCAAAGCCAAACAACUGCUAAGAAAUAAGGACUACAUUCAUAAAAAGGUUAAAGAUUGGAACGUAAAAGGGAAUGUGGUUGCGGAACUGAAGUAUAAUAUUGACACCAGUUAUUCCUUUCACAAAAGCAAAAGCGUUGACAUCAAUGUGGAUUUUUGGAGAUUCGAUGUAUCUGAGAAAACGGUUUGAUUUGAUUCACUACAUAAAAUACUUUGAAUUUA
Molecule: messenger RNA, 961 nt
Organism: Bactrocera neohumeralis
Lineage: Eukaryota; Metazoa; Arthropoda; Insecta; Diptera; Tephritidae
Product: SOSS complex subunit C homolog
Exons: 5
Coding region: 272-598 (108 amino acids)
Biological process (GO): DNA repair
Cellular component (GO): SOSS complex; nucleus; nucleoplasm
Source: RefSeq, a predicted model, not a curated record